CCAGAUUUGACGGAAAGAAGCGGAAUCGGCAGCACUGGUUAUGAUUAGCAAACAGCUGAUUGGUGUUACGCGACGAUUUACGGAAGGAAAAUUGGUCAUUAAUUGUCGGUUUUCUGUAUUAACCAAGGAAAAUGCUGCGAACCCUACUCACAGGCGCCCUGCGCGGCGUGUGUCGUGUUCCGCCGGUAGCGCCGCUGGUGCAACAGACACAACGUGCCUGUUUUGGCCAGCUAAUGACAACAAUUCAGAAGCCCAGCCUCCUGUCCGCCCAUACACUAGCACCAGCCUCGUUGCAGCUCCUUCAACUGCCCGCUCUGGGAACUACAGGAUCACCGCCGCCCGUACGCAGCGUUACUAAAUUCUCACUCAUCAAGGGCAAACGCAAGACGGUGAAGGCAGUGUUGAAGCGUUUCAAACGUCUCGACUGGGGCGCCUGGAUCCGCACACACUCCGGUCGCCAGAAGAAGCUGUUCAAGAAGUCCAACGCCCUGCGCCGCCGGCUACGCCAGCAUGUCUUCACCAAUGCCACCCAGAGCUGGCUGCUGGACAAGAUGGUAACGGACUUUUGGCGCCGCCCCAAGCACUACAUCGAUGAUCCGUAUGCACCAUACCACAAACGCGACGAGUACUUUGCCACCAAAUCGAAAGCAUUCAAAGUCUAACUCUUGAUUAAAUGCAAUUAAUUCGUUACAC
Drosophila obscura is the source of this 693-nucleotide messenger RNA. RefSeq names its product 39S ribosomal protein L35, mitochondrial (gene mRpL35). The record is from RefSeq and is a predicted model, not a curated record. The transcript has 2 exons. Gene Ontology annotation, biological process: translation. Bases 132 to 662 code for a protein of 176 amino acids. Gene Ontology annotation, molecular function: structural constituent of ribosome. Lineage: Eukaryota; Metazoa; Arthropoda; Insecta; Diptera; Drosophilidae. Gene Ontology annotation, cellular component: mitochondrion; ribosome.